Nestor notabilis (Kea) is the source of this 979-nucleotide messenger RNA. It is a transcript of the gene EMC2, whose product is annotated as ER membrane protein complex subunit 2. The record is from RefSeq and is a predicted model, not a curated record. The transcript has 8 exons. Gene Ontology annotation, cellular component: EMC complex. Gene Ontology annotation, molecular function: protein binding. Gene Ontology annotation, biological process: protein folding in endoplasmic reticulum. Bases 67 to 678 code for a protein of 203 amino acids. Lineage: Eukaryota; Metazoa; Chordata; Aves; Psittaciformes; Psittacidae.
CAGUUUUGUCUUCAGGAGCUAAGGCGGCAGUUUCCUGGGAGCCACAGAGUUAAGCGAUUAACUGGAAUGCGAUUCGAAGCUAUGGAAAGGUACGAUGAUGCUAUCCAGUUAUAUGAUAGAAUUUUACAAGAAGAUUCAACUAACACAGCAGCAAGAAAGCGUAAGAUUGCCAUUCGAAAAGCCCAGGGGAAAAAUCUUGAGGCCAUCCGAGAGCUGAAUGAGUAUCUGGAACAAUUUGUUGGAGACCAAGAAGCUUGGCAUGAACUUGCAGAACUUUACAUCAAUGAACAUGACUAUGCAAAGGCAGCCUUCUGCUUAGAGGAGCUUAUGAUGACUAAUCCACACAACCACUUAUACUGUCAGCAAUAUGCUGAAGUUAAAUACACUCAAGGGGGGCUUGAAAACCUCGAGCUAUCAAGAAAGUAUUUCGCGCAAGCACUGAAGCUUAACAACAGAAAUAUGAGAGCUUUGUUUGGACUUUACAUGUCUGCCAGCCAUAUUGCCUCCAAUCCAAAAGCAAGUGCAAAAAUGAAAAAAGAUAAUAUGAAAUAUGCCAGCUGGGCAGCCAACCAAAUAAAUAGAGCAUACCAGUUUGCAGGUCGCAGUAAGAAAGAAACUAAAUACUCUUUGAAGGCAGUGGAAGACAUGUUGGAGACCCUGCAGAUUACUCAGUCUUAGGUUGGCACAGAGGUCCAGUGUAAAAUUUUCCAAUUCCAUGAUCAGCCUGCAAUGACCUAGGGGUUAUAUUACUCUAGUGCUGUUUAAUGCUAAUUUUGUAUUGAUUAACGUGCUAUGGAAAGUAAAAUAUCUAUUUAUUGCUGCUAUGAGAAAUGUGAUGAAUGCCCACUGAAAUGAGUAACUUAUCCACUUAGAUAACAUAAAGAAAUGACACAUGCUGCACAUCAGUCUUUACAGAUUUUUGUAUCUAUAGUACCUACUUUUAAGCCACAAUUUGUAGAAAUAAACUUGUUAAAUGAUU